GUCACAGAUCCCAGCAUAGGAUCCCAGAAUAUUGGAUAUAAAUAAUAAUAUAAAUAUUUAUUUGAAUAAUUUGAAUUUUGAUUUGAAUCUGUCGCCUGUAACUCAUGGAGUUUGGUUGGAUUUAUAUUUUGGGUUUUUGAGGAGCCGUUGCGUGAAAAAUUGAAGUUUGAUAAGGAAUAAAUACAUGGAUGAAAAAUAGGAAUUAGGUACUUGGACUAUGAAGUGAGGUUAUAAAAUCUUGUUGAAAUGGAGGAAAUUUAGUAUUGUAGAAGGAUAUUUGUGAAAAUGUGUAUUUUGUUUUUGCACGUGGAUCCAGAUCCAAAAGAAGGAGAUUAUAGGCUUGUUAUAGCAACCAACAGAGAUGAAUUUUAUCGUAGGCCUGCUCAGCCAGCUUUUAAAGAUGAAUGGAAUAUCAUUGCAGGCAGAGAUUUGGAAAAGGGAAAAGAAGGUGGAAUGUGGCUGGGUUUCCGUUCUAGCGACCAAGAAAAUGGUAAGGGCAAAAAACACCGUUUCUCUUGCCUUCUGAAUGUAACGGGAGCAAUUUCUGAAAAUGCCUGCGGACGAGGUUUCAUUGUCUCAGACUACUUGAAGUCGCAAAAAGAAUUUCCACAGUAUGCCAAGCAGUUGAAUGAAAAAACACAUAGUGGAUUCAACUUUGUGGCUGUUGAAUUAAGUAAAGAUGAUACUACUGUUUUUCAUCACAGCAAUCUUCCCCAAUCCGUUUCUAUAUAUCCCGGAAAACAAACACUCGCUUUUGGCAAUAGCCCAAUUUAUAGUCCAUAUACCAAAGUACUUAUAGGAAGAUAUCAGUUUUUAGACAUUCUAGCAAAAGGGCUCAAUAAAGACGAAUUGGAGAAAGAACUGAUAGAAUUACUAAGGGAUAGAACAAGGCAUCUGCCAGACUUAGAACUGCAUAAGCGUAAACCUGAAGCUCAUGAACCUCUGAGUUCAAUAUUCAUUGAAAUUGAUCCACCAGGAUAUGGAACUAGGACUCACACUGUGAUUUUAAUUGAUUACAACUGGAAUUUGGAAUUCAUUGAGUAUACGAUGGAAGAGCCCAUCAAUAUAAGUAAUCCUAAAUGGAACGUUACUAGGAUCAAAUCCAGGCUGUGAUUGGUCUUCUUCUACAUGUGAUGUAUUUUAUUUAUUGAAUAAAUUAUGUUUUGUUGGUAUUUCUACAAUAGAUAAUUUGGGUAUAAGUGGUCUGAGAGAUACCUUUGCUGAAUG
Phaedon cochleariae (mustard beetle) is the source of this 1227-nucleotide messenger RNA. Lineage: Eukaryota; Metazoa; Arthropoda; Insecta; Coleoptera; Chrysomelidae. The record is from the annotation of a GenBank genome assembly.